CACUUCGGUAGCGUUGGAAUCACGCAGCUCCUUCUCGGAGGGGAAACAGCUCGCACGGUGCGUCAUAUUUUCGGUCAGUGUUGCUAAGCUAACCGAGCAACGGCCGUGAAAACGGCGUUGAGUGACUGACUAGAGCGGCCACACAGGCUGGACCGAGGGCGAGAGAGACUCCCUGCUGCUUGUCGGAGCUGUCCUGACCCUGCGUUGUCAUGGCGAUGCGGGAGCUGGUGGAGGCGGAAUGUGGGGGGACCAAUCCCCUCAUGAAGCUGACAGGUCACAUGACCCAAGAGGGUGGAGCUUGGAGACACAGGUCGACGCCCACUAUCCCCCCCACACCAAUCGAGAUCGCCACAGAGGAGGAGCUGGUGAGCGAGUUCCUGCAGGCGCCUCCUCGGCCUCCUCACAGCUUUGACAUGGGGCAGCUUCUGGAGGAGAUGCAGCAGAUCGACCAGCAAAGCUACAGACAGGCUCCGCAAAGAGCUCCAGAUGUAGCCGCCUUGGCGUUGUCCGGUGACUGGGCAGCAGAAUUCCUCUCCGGAGUCGACUCCGCGACUUCUCCUGGUCAGGCAGGUCUCGAUACAGCAGAUGCUGACUGGACUCGAGAAUUCAUCAAUGAAGUGACGGAUCCUGGACGCUGGGCUGAGGAGUAUCUGGAGCAGUCGGAGGAGAAGCUGUGGCUGGGCGACCUGGGAGAGAAGGAGCAAGAGAAGGAAUGGACGAAGGAAUACGAACCAGGCGAGGAGCUGAAGCAAACAGCCAAUGAGCUGCUGGCGAAGGUGGAUGACCCCAAACUCCAGAACACAGAGUUCCUGCGGUUCAUUAGGCAGAUUGGCGAGGGCAGUGUGACUGUGGAGGACAGAGCAGGGAAGCAGCUCACUGAUAGAGCACAGGCCAGGGAGGCACACAACUGGGCCUCCGGCUUCACCCAGUACCUGGAGGAAACAGGGGGAGGGACUGUGCAAGUGGAAUCUCGAGAUUGCAGAGAGAAGAAUGACCAAGCUAAAGCUAAACAGGCAGAGCAGUGGGCUUCUAUCGUCAGGCAGGUUUCGGAAGAGUCUGCAGAAUCCUGGGUGGACGAGUUCACCACAUCAGGGCCGGAGUUCCAGCAGGCCAAAGCUGCUGUGGAGAGCGAUGUCGAUUUCUGGGAGAAGCUGCAGCAGGAGUGGGAGGAGAUGGCGAAGAGAGAUGCUGAGGCUCACCCCUGGCUUUCUGACUUUGAUCAGCUGCUCAGCACCUCCUAUGACAAGGGGUAUCAAUUUGAGGAGGAGAAUCCGUACCUGUCCCACGAGGACCCGCUGGCGGAGGGGUUGCGGAGGAUGGAGGCCGGGGAUAUUCCCGGAGCUGUGCGGCUCUUUGAGAGCGCCGUGCAGAGGGAGCCAGACAACCAGCUGGCCUGGCAGUAUCUGGGAACUUGCCAAGCAGAGAAUGAGCAGGAAUUUGCAGCUAUCAGCGCCCUCCGCAGGUGUAUCGAGCUGAAGAAGGACAAUCUGACGGCGCUGAUGGCUCUGGCGGUCAGCUUCACCAACGAAUCACUGCACCGGCAAGCCUGCGAGACGCUCCGUGAUUGGCUGAGGCACAACCCAAAGUACCGGCACAUUCUGGAGCAGAGGGAGAGAGAGAAGGAGAGGGAGGGAGUCCGAGAGAGGGACAAGGACAGGGAGAGAUUCGGAUCCCUGCUGCCGGAGGCGCUUUUUAACGAGGUGCAGACGUUGUUUCUGACAGCGGCGGCCUCGGACCCCACCCGGGUCGACCCUCAGCUGCAGUGUGGUCUCGGGGUGCUCUUCAACUUGAGUGGAGAGUAUGACAAGGCUGUGGACUGUUUUACUGCUGCGUUGUCUGUUACUCCACAGGAUUAUUUGCUGUGGAAUAAGUUGGGAGCUACUCUAGCCAAUGGCAAUCGAUCUGAGGAGGCAGUGGCCGCCUACAGGCGAGCGCUGGAACUGCAGCCUGGAUUUGUGCGCAGCCGAUACAACCUGGGGAUCAGCUGUGUUAACCUGGGAGCUCAUAGGGAGGCGGUGGAGCACUUCUUGGAGGCCCUCUCUCUGCAGCGGCAGGCCGCCGGAGACGUGGAGGUGGGCGCAGGCCGGGGCCCUGGAGCCGCGGCGACCGUGAUGUCCGACAACAUCUGGUCCACCCUGCGCAUGGCGCUGAGCAUGAUGGGAGAGAGCUCGCUGUACGCGGCGGCGGACCGGCGCGACCUGGACACGCUGCUGGCUCACUUCUGCCAGAGGGAGGGCGAGACGGAAUGAAGGAGGGAGGCGGCGGAGGAGAGGAGGAGGGCGGUGCUGUGCGAGUGCGGGGAGAGGUGUCUCGGAGAGACUUCUGGAUUUUAACGGGGGGGGGGGUCGUUGGAGGACGAUGAGGAGAACGAAGAAGAGUGAGAAAUGCUCAGUCAACAUGCACUACGUUGGUGUGAAUGGACAGACGGACUGACCGCUGGCUGUUUUCCUGAGGAAUGGCUGAUAUAUGGGAAGGCUCACGGUACAUCGGUCAGCGCAAACCACCGACGAACUGCCAGCAGAGAGCUGCACUCAAGGUCCUUGUGCACAAAGUACAUUGCUUUCCAUUUGGUUUGCCAUCGAAAAGGCAUCUCCGCUACAGCGGAGAGGUCAACAUGUUUUCACACUGUGAUCCGAAAUACUAAUCGUGCAUUUUCGGAAGAAGCGAAGACUCGAAGAAACUUGUCUGUGUGCCAUUCUGCAUCUUCUGUUCCCGCACGGUCCGAUAAUAGCCAGACUGUUUGCGAGCCAGACUGUUCUGAUUGCCGGGUUACUGUCAGCUCCAGACGAGAGGAGCGAAUAAACGUGAGAAAAUGAAUGAAACAAAGAAAGGAUGAGAAACGGGAGCUGCAUGCCAGCGCCCUCUCUCCUUCUCCUCGUGUGUAAUUUGAUAUCAUGCUGUAAAUGAUUCAGCUUAAUUGUAAAUGCUACCAGCCAUCCUGUGUACUGUAAUUGUAUUAUUAUUAUUAUUAUUAUUAUUAAUAUGCUCGUUUUGAAUAUAGCCAACAAACUGUAAUGAUUAUGUAUGUAAUCCAAGCAAUAAAACUUUGAACUAAUG
This is a messenger RNA of Pygocentrus nattereri (red-bellied piranha), 3057 nucleotides long. RefSeq names its product peroxisomal biogenesis factor 5 (gene pex5). The transcript has 18 exons. Bases 210 to 2249 code for a protein of 679 amino acids. Gene Ontology annotation, biological process: protein import into peroxisome matrix, docking. Gene Ontology annotation, molecular function: protein binding. The record is from RefSeq and is a predicted model, not a curated record. Lineage: Eukaryota; Metazoa; Chordata; Actinopteri; Characiformes; Serrasalmidae. Gene Ontology annotation, cellular component: cytosol; peroxisomal membrane.